Aspergillus oryzae RIB40 is the source of this 1479-nucleotide messenger RNA. RefSeq lists its product as uncharacterized. NCBI's taxonomy places the organism in Eukaryota, Fungi, Ascomycota, Eurotiomycetes, Eurotiales, Aspergillaceae. Gene Ontology annotation, cellular component: nuclear origin of replication recognition complex. The record is from RefSeq and is a predicted model, not a curated record. The transcript has a single exon. Gene Ontology annotation, biological process: DNA replication initiation; mitotic DNA replication checkpoint signaling. Gene Ontology annotation, molecular function: ATP hydrolysis activity; ATP binding; DNA replication origin binding. Bases 1 to 1479 code for a protein of 492 amino acids.
AUGUUUUACAGAAUUGUUGUCAAGAAACCCCUCGAAUUUACACCGUUGGGCACUCGUAUACUUUCUCCAUCCCAUUUCGCUUCUCCAUAUCGCCAGGCACGGACUCUCCUACAUGUCUCUACGGUCCCUACUUCAUUACCGUGCCGGAAGGCAGAAUUCGACACCGUGUACAAUCAUCUCAGCGCUGCUAUCAUGGAAGGAACCGGAACUUGCAUAUAUAUCUCGGGUACACCUGGAACUGGCAAAACGGCAACAGUCCGUGAGGUAGUCGCACAGUUGAACGCAGCCGUACUGGCAGAAGAGAUGGACGACUUCAUUUUCGUGGAGAUUAAUGGUAUGAAAGUGACCGAUCCACAUCAGUCCUACUCAUUGCUUUGGGAAGCCUUGAAGGGCGACAGGGUGUCCCCUUCCCAUGCACUUGAUUUACUCGAGAGGGAAUUUUCACAUCCAUCACCUCGGCGUGUCUCAUGCGUCGUUCUUAUGGAUGAACUUGACCAACUGGUUACUAAAAACCAGUCUGUGAUGUACAAUUUCUUUAACUGGCCUGCCCUUCGCCAUUCCCGCCUCAUUGUGCUUGCCGUCGCAAACACUAUGGAUCUGCCUGAGCGAACACUAAGCAACAAGAUAUCCAGUCGUCUGGGUCUUACUCGUAUCACAUUCCCCGGCUACAAACACACCGACCUCAUGGAAAUCAUAAGCACCCGCCUGGCCAACAUCCCAGGAAACAUAGUCGAUGCAGACGCCAUCCAAUUUGCAAGCCGAAAGGUAGCUGCUGUCAGCGGUGACGCUCGACGCGCAUUAGAUAUCUGCCGCCGAGCAGUAGAAAUUGCCGAACAGGCCAGCGAGGCAGCAAAACUGGAACCGAUUCUAGAAGAUGGCAACGCAGAUGAUACUGAAUCCAUGCCACCAACACCCAGCAAGACUCCUGCGAGAAAGGAGAGAUCAACCAACAGGCAGUCCGCGCCUCCAAAAGCUCAACCGCCACAGAGACAAGGGCGUGUCACUAUCGCCACUAUCAAACAAGCCAUCCAAGAAGCAACCUCAACCCCGCUCCAGCAAUCCCUACGCUGUCUCCCGCUCUCCGCGAAGCUUUUCCUUGCCGCUCUGUUGGCCCGUGUGAAGAGAACUGGGAUCACUGAAUCAACCUUUGGGGAUGUGCUUGACGAAGCGAAGCGAAUUGCAGACGCUGCAGUUGCAGUUGCUGGCGCGGCUGGUGCAGGUAUCAAAGAGUACCUACUCAGUGGUGGCAGCGGUGCUCGCGUGCGUGCUCUCGGCUUUGCGGCUAUGGAACUGAUGAAUUCUGGAGUUCUUGCCCUCGAGCACGGACCAGCAACGAAAGGACCCCUGGGAAGUGCUGCCAUUCCUAGCAGAGGAGACAGGAGCGGCAAGGUUAGGUUGAGGGUGGCAGCCGAAGAUGUAAGGGCUGCGUUCCGUGAAGAUAUAGAAGCAAAGGGGUUAGGACUGGGCACGGAUCAGUAA